AUGCAGCGGCAUUCUACCAAUGGCAUCAACGGUCGACGAUCUAGUGACGUCCCGCAGACAGGUUCAGAUGACCUUUCGAAUUCCAUAGCCAUAGUUGGCAUCAGCUGCAAGUUUGGAGGUGCAGCUGCCAGCAUGGAUGGGUUAUGGCACACUUUGACCAGCGGUGCAAGUUGUUGGUCCCCAAUACCCAAGAGCCGCUUCGACAUUGCCCACACGUACCAUCCCGACCCGCUGCGAACAGAUAGUCUCCAUGUAAAGGGCGGAUUUUUUAUUGAGGAGGAUCUGACGAAAUUUGAUGCGCCGUUCUUCAACCUCACAGCGGAGGCUGCCAAGGCCAUGGACCCUCAGCUUAGGCUGCUUUUGGAAGGGGUAUAUCAGGCGACUGAAAAUGCGGGAAUCCCCACUGAGAAGCUUGCUGGGUCCAACACUUCUGUAUUCUCUGCAACCUUUGGCAGAGAUUACACAGAAAUGCUCAUGAAAGACGCGGAUGCACUUCCCACGUCGUUAGUCACUGGAAAUGGCCCGGCGAUGUUCGCAAACAGAGUCUCCCAUUUCUACAACCUACAGGGUCCAAACUUCUUCAUUGCCAUUUCGAAUCUCGGCCUCCUGCAUGAAGAUGGAAAAUGUUACUCUAUGGAUCAUCGCUGGGGAGGCUACGGGAGGGGCGAGGGUAUGGCAGUGUUGGUGUUGAAGAAGCUCUCUGCAGCGGUCGAAGACGGGGACCACAUUCACGCUGUGAUACGCGAAUCAGCUGUCAAUCAGGACGGUAAAACAGGGACCAUAACUUCACCAUCCAUGGAGGCGCAGCGUUCCCUCAUUCAGCAAUGCUACAGCCGGGCGGGAAUAGACCUAUCGUCCACCGGGUACGUGGAGGCUCAUCUCACAGGAACCGGGGGUGAUGCAAUCGAAGCUGAAGCCUUGGCGAGAACUUUUGGAAAAUCGAGAGAAUCAGGUGACCCAAUUUGGGUCGGAUCUGUCAAAAGCAACAUCGGACACACCGAACCUGUUAGCGGGCUGGCGGCCGUUAUCAAAGCGGCUCUUAUGCUACGACACAAGCAAAUUCCUGCCAAUAUCACUUUCGAAAAGGUAAAUCCAAACAUUCCAUUAGAUGAGUGGAACUUACAGGUACCGACAUCUUUGAUACCAUGGCCUCAAAACAAGCCAUUGAGGAUAUCUGUCAACAAUUUUGGCUACGGUGGGACUAAUGCACACCUCAUCCUGGACGCGCCCCCAAUCAUAGACAUGCAGAAUCAUCACGAACCCCAAGAUAUCACUAAACCUUUGUCUUUGGUCUACAUCUUGACCGCAAAAGAAGAGGUUGGCACGAUUCAAAGAAGCAGAGACUUGGCAAAGUACAUUCAAAACGCGCUGCAAGAUGAAAGCGUACCAGCGCCAAAAGACCUUGCCUACACACUUGUUGAGCGUAGAUCGCGGUUUCCAUGGUCAAUCGCUGUCAGAGCUCGCAGUUUAGGGCAACUAGCAGAGAUUCUCGAAGACCCGCGCCGGCAGCCAAUUCGCGCAUCGUCUUCCCCAGUCCGGAUAGGCUACGUUUUCAAUGGCCAAGGGGCGCAAUGGUAUGCCAUGGGCCGCGAACUAAUGAGCGCAUCGGAGGUGUUCAGUACAUCGAUCGACCGCGCAGAAGCUCACCUGCAGGGAUUUGGCGCGCUUUGGUCAUUGAGGGAAGAGCUAUCACGAGAUGCGAGAAGUACGCGAGUCCAUGAUGUUGAGUUGAGCCAGCCACUCAGUGUCGUUGUUCAAAUUUGCUUAGUGGACUUGCUGCGAUCUUGGAAAAUCACUCCAUCGGCUGUAGUCAGUCACUCAAGUGGCGAGAUUGCGGCAGCCUACGCAGCGAAUGUACUUUCAUUCAGAGAAGCUGUCGGGGUCGUAUACCAUCGCGGACGACUUGCCAAGAAGUACCAAAAACUUGCAGCACUCUCAGGUGGGAUGAUGGCUGUUGGUUUAGGCGCAGAAGAUGUCCAGGAGUAUAUCACUAAUCUCCCUUCUGUGGGCCGAGUGGUGGUCGCUUGCAUCAACAGCCCAGCUAGCGUCACAAUCUCCGGUGACCUGGACGCUCUCGAUGUAGUGGCAGAUCGUUUGGACGCAGAUGAUGUUUUCGCGCGAAGACUAAAAGUCCCAUUAGCGUACCACUCACACCAUAUGGAAUUCAUGGCUGAGGAGUACCAAAGUUGUCUGGAAGAGCUUCUCGGACCCUCCAAAGAGGGCGACUUGGACAUCGUUUUUGCAUCUCCAGUGACUGGUGGCAUUGUCACUUCACGCUCAACCUUUGGUGCUACACAUUGGGUACGCAAUCUCACAAGUCCCGUUUUGUUUUCUACCGCCUUGAAAUCGAUGAUCUUUGGAUCAUAUGGGCCUCAUGACGAAGCGAGUGUACCGCCAGCGUCAAAUCAGCAGAUUUCCAUCUGCCUGGAGAUUGGAGCGCAUGAUACGUUGUCAGGUCCUGUCAGACAGACCCUGCGCGAUACGCGCAUGCCAUAUAUCUCAUGUCUGAAACGACCCCUGAAUGCGGUGGACACAAUGCAAGAUGUCGCUUGCGUUCUGGUGGCCCGAGGCUACCCUGUUGAUCUAACAGCAGUCAAUAACCCAUCUUCGAAAUCCUCGUGCCAAUUUACCUAUAUCCACGACCUUCCGGAGUAUCCUUGGAAUCACCAGAAUUCCUAUAUGCUUGAACCACGAGCUUCUGAAGAGCACCGACUCAAACGUUUCAAGCCCCAUGAAUUACUUGGCAGACUUGUUCCCGGCACAAACCCUCUCUCUCCUACUUGGCGCAACUUCCUCCGCGCCAACGAUAUUCCUUGGCUUAUUGACCACCAACUGGAGUCCAGUGUGGUUCUACCGGGUGCGGGAUAUGUUUCAAUGGCUGUUGAAGCAAUGCGUCUCUUCAAAGACAACUCCGAUGAAGAUGCGCCUGGUUUGCAGUAUCAAUUGCGCGAUGUGGAUAUUGUGAACGCUCUCAUAAUACCGCAUACGACGAGUUCGUCUAACAGAGGGACGGAAAUCCAUUUCUCACUGCGUCCCUGCAGUGAGAAGGACUUGGACAAUGCAGACUGGUACGAAUUCGAGCUGUGGUCAGUCAGCGCCAGACAUUCUUGGAUACGCCACUGCAAAGGCUGUAUCACUGCUAGAACAGAUCACAAGUCAACCCUACCGGAGAUUCCGGUAUUUUCGUCUGCUUCUGAAAUUCUCAAUAAGAAGCAGGCUAAGGAGGUAGAGCCUGAAACUCUGUAUCGGAAGUUGCGAGACUCCGGGUUCCAUCAUGGGCCAACAUUCCAGAAUAUCAUUCAGACUCGAGUACUUGGCGAAAGAUCGGAGACAAAAUUCGCCAUAGCUCCAGUGGCAUUCGAGUACGAACAGCAAUAUGUGAUACAUCCAACGACACUGGACUCAAUUUUCCAAUGCUGCUACGCUUCCCUGCCAAGAGAUCUUACAAUGGACGCAAUGUUCAUUCCUCGCUCUAUAGGAAAUGUGACCAUUCCUUCUCAGCUUGGCACUCAUGUUAAUCAAACAUUACUCGCAAGCUUGGAUUGCUUAUCAUCAGACUCAAAAGGCUCGCUAUUUAAAGGGAUAGUAUGCGCUACCGGAGAUGAUGACUGUUUAGUCAACGGUGUGCGCCAGAAAGGAGCAUUCGAGAUUCAGAACCUUCGUCUUCAGCGUGUCACUCAGACGGCAACUGCUACUCAGAACACCAAGCCUUCAAACCUACCCAUUCACUCCAAAAGUCGCUGGGAACUCAACAUCCAAUAUGCUAUUCCCGAUGGUAUCAAAGAAUCAAUGAGGAUCGCGUUGAGCCAGCCUGAACUAGAGUUUGCAAGAAACGUUCGCGAAGUUUCCUACCACCAUCUCGCUAGGGCUCUUCAGCAGCUGGGACCAACGGCCAAUGAAAAAUGGACAUGGUAUCACAAGCGCUUCUUCGAAUGGAUGGGUAUGGUUGUCCAAGCAGCCGAUGAAAAUACUUUGAUGUCUGGAAGCGGCUUGUGGCGCACUAGAAACGAAGCUUCCAUCCAAAAUCUUUGUAAAGAGGUGGCCCAAGCCAACGCCUCUGGGGAGAUGGUACAUCGCAUCGGAAGACGUCUGUUUGACAUUGUGGAGGGUAAGCUGACACCUCUGGAGUUGAUGAUGGAAGACGGACUUUUGAACCGGUACUAUGAAGAACUGCCGCAACUUUGCAACGGCUCCUACAAGCAUCUCCGAAAGGUUGUCGAGCUCUACUCUGUCAUCGAACCUGGAUCACGAGUCUUGGAAAUCGGCGCCGGGACUGGUGGAGCUACCUCUGUUGUUUUAGAAGCUUUCGCUGCGCGAUCAGAAGUUGAAUCGGGCGCUUCACUACUGGGUCAUUACGAGUUUACGGAUAUUUCUUCCGGCUUCUUCGGGGCAGCAAAGACCAAGUUCACUACUUGGGAAGAUAUGAUGGCUUACUCCAAGCUCGAUAUAGAGCAGGAUCCGGUGGAGCAGGGUUUCGCAGCCCACAGUUACGACCUUGUAGUUGCAUCACAUGUGCUGCACGCGACAACUAGUCUAAAGCGUACCUUAUCUAACGUCAGGAGAUUAUUGCGACCAGGAGGCCAGCUCGUUCUGCUUGAAGGAAGCCAAGAUUCCCUCGAUGUCCAACUGAUCUUCGGCACGGUUGAAAAGUGGUGGUUGAGCGAGGAGCCUGAACGUCAAACAUGCCCCUAUGUCAAUUUGAAGGUAUGGGACGAUGCUUUGAAGGCAUCAGGCUUCACUGGCAUCGAAUUCGAGAUUGGAGACUGCGAGGAUCCUGAGGUUCAGUUCACGAGCACCAUCGUGACGCACGCCAAAGUUCAGGAUCCUGUAUAUCCAUCGUCAGUCUCCAUCGUCGCACCAACUUGUUCGAAACCAGAAGCCUGGGUAGAUCAACUAUCUGACGCCGUGCAACAUAUUACUGGAUCUGCGCCUAUAAUGCAGAGUUUUGGUGAGGCCGAAGCCAAAAACGACUGCUUGCUCAUCAUGGUGCUCGACCAUUCUACACCCUUCAUUGAUACCAUGGAUCGCGAAGCAUUUGAAAAGCUUCGGCACCUCUUGCUUCAUUCCAGAGACAUUCUUUGGCUGAGCUUUGGUGGUGCCAUUGACACUGAGAAUCCUCACUUUGCGCAAAUGACUGGACUUUUCAGGACUCUGCGACGCGAGGAUCCAAGUAAGCGGUACGUUCAUCUGGCAUGUGAACGAUCUGAGAAAUCACUGCCGACAGAAACCAUGCAAAUGCUUGCAUAUGUGUUUGAAAAGAGUUUUGACGACAGUAUAUCGGAGACUACCAACAUGGAUUGGGAGUAUUCUGUCAAAGACAGGAAUCUGUACGUUCCUCGCCUCUAUCCGGAUUUCGAACAAGAUAGGGCUGCCAGUGGAGACGACCAACCUUUGCAGCUGCAAGCGUUCAGCUGCUCCGGCAAAACACUGGUCUUCCAGCCAACACGCAGCGGUGUAUCGGGCACUGGGUUUUGCUUCAUGGAGACUACCAACACAGUGGACGACUUACCGAACGGAUUUGUCGAGGUCGAAGCGAAGGCUUUUGGUCUCAACAUCGUAGGAGCAAAUGAAGAAAACCGGUCGAUUGCACAUGAAGGUAGUGGUCUCGUCAGACAGCUUGGUCCAGGCACACAAGACUCUGGACUCCGUGUCGGCGAUCGAGUCUGCGGCAUCUUCAAAGGUCCUAUCAGCAACAACGGUCGCGCUCACUGGACGAGCAUCUCCAAAGUUCCCGACAACUUCACUUGGAGUGAAGCUGCAUCUAUACCAUAUGCACAUGCAACCGCCUGGUUGGCCCUUUGUCACAUAGCAAGGCUGCAAAAGCACGAGCGAGUGUUGUUACACUUCGCGACCGCUGGUGUUGGCCAAGCUGCUCUCGCAUUGGCAGAGAACAUCGGUGCUGAGAUUUUUGUCGUUUGCGGGACAGAUGAGGAGCGUCGAGUCCUGCUUGGGUAUCACAACAUCCCUUCUACCCACAUCUUGCCUAGUGGAGCGGCCUCUCUCGUCGCUGCCAUAAUGUCUCACACCAAUGGCCAAGGCGUCGACGUUACGCUAAGCCCCGUCACUGGACCAUUGCUCAAGGCAACCUGGGAGUGCACUGCUCCGUUCGGUCGAUUUGUACAGAUCGGUAAGGCCGAUGCAGAACGAUCGAAGCAUCUUGAUAUGUGGCCUUUUGGCCGCGGCGUAUCUAUGACUGGCCUGGACGUUCUUCAGUACAGCGAAAUGAAGGGUGCGAUGGUACACACUGCGUUGGCAAAAUCCAUCGAAUUGCUUCAACACAAGCGAACCAGACUUACAGCCCAUCUCAACAUCUUCAAACUCGCCGAAGUUGACAAAGCGCUUCAGUAUGUCCGGGGUAAGAGCUAUGUUGGCAGUGCUAUCAUCCUUCCACAGCCAGGCGAAAAGGUUCAUGUCAUUCCCAAGACUGUGAUUUCACUCGGUGUAGACUCUCCGGGUUCUACCUACUUAAUCGUUGGUGGUCUGGGGGGUAUUGGGCUAGCCACCGCUUAUUGGAUGAUGGAACAUGGGGCCAAGAACUUGCUGAUAGUCUCCCGCAAUGCCUUGGCACAUCCGAAGGGGUUGGCGUUGGCUCAAAAGGGAACAGAGUGUGGCUGCAAUGUCCAUAUACGCAAUUGCGACAUAUCCGAUGAGGCCAAUGUGCGUCAUCUUCUCGCAAAGGCAAAGGAAGACAUGCCUCCGAUCCGUGGCGUGCUUCAGAUCGCUGCAAUACUCGACGACACAAUCUUCGAACGUAUGACGUUUGAGCAAUGGCAGAAAGCCAUCGGUCCCAAGGUUAGCGGUACCUGGGCCCUGCACAACAACCUGUCUGACCUCGAGUUUUUCAUAACAACCUCAUCCGCCACGGGAGUGCUGGGCAAUGUGUCACAGAGCAAUUACACCGCCGGUGGCACCUUCCAGGAUGCGUUUGCACGAUACCGCACUUCUCUUGGCCUGCCUGCCGUGACCAUCGAUCUUGGCCCAAUCGAUGAUGUCGGAUAUGUUGCGGAAGGCGGAGACGUAGUCAAGAAUCGCGUGGAGAAGGCUCUCGGAAUGAAGUGUCUUCCCAUCGCACAUGUCCUCCGACUUUUCGAGGAUGCGAUCAGAAAUCCAAAGCGGCGCUACGCAGAGAACAGCCAGGUAAUUACCUGUAUUUCUGGAUACCGUAGCUUGGUCGACGAUCCAGCUGUAAAGCGUGACCGUCGAUUGGGAACUCUCCGACUAGGCGAUAUCAUGGCGACAGAAGUCUCGGCUCACGGGCAGUCCGACUCCGCCAGAGAUAUCGAGGGUUUGUUGUCCCGGUUGUCGGCAAUGUCGGCUUCUGUUGGGGGCAACUUGAAAGACAUCAUCACGGACCUCUUGGUGGCCAAGCUCGCGGAGCUUUUCAAUCUGGAAAAGAUCGACAUUGACACUGGUGAUGCUCUGACAAGUAUCGGUGUCGACUCUUUAGUUGCUGUGGACUUCAGGAAUUGGCUGGGCAGCGUUGUCAAAGCCAAGGUCAGCAUCUUCGAGAUUCUUCAGACGCCGGCAGUGAGGGAAUUCGCCGGAUUGAUUGCGGAGAGAAUUGGAAACUGUAACGGGCUGAGCCUCGAGUCACAUGACUAG
Molecule: messenger RNA, 7602 nt
Organism: Pyrenophora tritici-repentis Pt-1C-BFP
Lineage: Eukaryota; Fungi; Ascomycota; Dothideomycetes; Pleosporales; Pleosporaceae
Source: RefSeq, a predicted model, not a curated record